Anoplophora glabripennis (Asian longhorned beetle) is the source of this 588-nucleotide messenger RNA. Its product is annotated as prostatic spermine-binding protein-like. The transcript is spliced from 2 exons. The coding region runs from base 1 to 588 and encodes 195 amino acids. The record is from RefSeq and is a predicted model, not a curated record. NCBI's taxonomy places the organism in Eukaryota, Metazoa, Arthropoda, Insecta, Coleoptera, Cerambycidae.
AUGGUAAUGGAUGGUGGUGUAGAUGAUGGUGACGUAGAUGAUGGUGGCGUAGAUGAUGGCAAUGUAGAUUAUGGUGACGUAGCUGAUGGUGGCGUAGAUGAUGGCAAUGUAAACGAUGGCGAUGUAGAUGAUGGUGGUGUAGAUAAUAGUGAUGUACAUGAUGGUGAUAUAAAUGUUGCUGUUGUAGAUGAUGAUAACGUAGAUAAUGGCGAUGUAAAUGAUGGUCAUGUAGAUGACGAUCAUGUAGAUUAUGGUGAUGUGGAUGGUGGCAAUGUAGAUGAUGGUGAUGUAUAUGAUGGUGAUGAAGAUGAUGCCGAUGUAGGUGAUGGUGAUGUAGAUGAUGGCGAUGUAGAUGAUAUAGAUGGUGGCGAUGUAGAUAAUGGCGAUGUAGAUGAUGGUGAUGCAGAUUAUGAUGAUGACCCUGUAGAUGAUGACGCUGUAGAUGAUGGUGGUGUAGAUAAUGGCGAUGUAGAUUAUGGUGAUGUAGAUGAUGGUGAUGUAGAUCAUGGCGAUAUAGAUGACAGUGAUCUAGAUGAUGGUGAUGUAGAUGUAGAUGAUGGUGAUGUAGAAGGAACAUAUUUGACGUAG